This is a messenger RNA of Lindgomyces ingoldianus, 1865 nucleotides long. RefSeq names its product MFS general substrate transporter. NCBI's taxonomy places the organism in Eukaryota, Fungi, Ascomycota, Dothideomycetes, Pleosporales, Lindgomycetaceae. The transcript has 2 exons. Bases 1 to 1842 code for a protein of 613 amino acids. Gene Ontology annotation, biological process: transmembrane transport. Gene Ontology annotation, molecular function: transmembrane transporter activity. The record is from RefSeq and is a predicted model, not a curated record.
AUGUCGUUACAGCCACCGACUUCUGGCUCGGAGAAUCAUCAGGAGAACCCAUUCGUUACACCGACGUCCUCGCAGGCACCUACCCCUUUGAUUGUGUCUCUCAAAUUCCCUGACGCUCUUCGCACCACACCAGAAGAGCAGCCACAUCUAACUCACCCUCCACUACCGCCUCAGCUUCAGCUUCCGUCACAGACACCCUCGCAGAAAUGGACACGCAGUCACGGCUUCUGGAGAUCAUUCCUGUCAAUUUGCGUUCCACUGCUUCUUUCAGCCCUCGAAGGUAGCGUUACAAAUACCGCCCUUCCCACGAUCUCAGACGCCCUCAAUCUUGGUACAAAGUUCUCGUGGGUCGCCACCGCAUUCCUGCUCGCCAGCACCAUCUUCCAGCCUCUUUAUGGACAAUUGGCAGAUAUUUGGGGUCGAAAAUACCCCAUGAUGCUCGCUAUUCUCGUCUUCAGCAUCGGCAGCGCGGUAUGUGGAUGGGCGACCAACGGCGCAAUGAUGAUCUCAGGACGUAUCAUUCAGGGGCUUGGAACUGGUGGUAUCGAUCUCUUCGCUGAGCUCAUCCUAUGCGAUCUCGUCCCGUUGAGGAAAAGAGGAACAUACAUGGCCAUAAAGCACGUCGUCUUCGCAGCUGGAACUACCAUCGGACCCCUCCUGGGUGGUGUAUUUGCUGAGCACGGUUGGCGCUGGUGUUUCUGGAUCAAUAUCCCCGUCUGCGGUCUCGCCAUUAUACUCAUGUUCUUCUGUCUCAAAGUCAACCGCGGUGUCAAAACUAAAGAAGUUAAGGUCAUAGAACAACUCCGUCGCAUCGACGGCUGGGGAUCUUCCCUCCUGACAUGCUCCGUAGUCCUUAUUCUUGUCUCGCUCUCCACAGGUGGGGCUCCGUACCCGUGGACCUCCGCGACUGUCCUAGCACCCCUGAUUAUUGGCCUGUUCGGCUUGAUGAUCUUUCCCUUCUUCGAAGCCUCUAAAUGGUGUCACUCGCCCAUCAUGCCACCAUCAAUUUUCAACAAUCGCACUUCAGCAACCGCCUUCGCUCUGACAGCAAUCCAUGGCUUCCUCACCUAUGGAGUACAAUUUUACCUCCCACCCUUCUUCCAAGCAGUCAAGGGUUCCUCGCCCUCAAAAUCCGGCAUCGAAGUCCUUCCCACAACUCUCGUCAUCGUCGUCCUCGCCGCCAUCGGUGGCCCAUUCCUCACUUACUUCGGCAAAUAUCGUCCAAUUCAUCAAUUUGGUUUUGCAGUUAUGACGCUCGGCUUCAGUCUUUGCACUAUGCUAGCCAAGGCCACACCCGUGGGUGCCUGGGUCGUCUUCCAACUCCUUAUCGCCGUCGGAUCCGGCAUCAUUGUAUCCACAACGCUCCCAGCCGUCCUCGUCGAACUCCCUGACAGAGCAAGCGGUGCGGCAGCCGGUUCAUGGGCAUUCCUGCGCGGUACAGGCUCGCUAUUUGGCGUCGCGCUCCCUGGCGCAAUCUUCAACACCCGCUUCUCAUCCCUCCUGCCUACUAUCUCUUCUCCUUCCGUGCGCGCACAAUUGGAGAAUGGGCAAGCGUAUCAACGCGCUUCAUCCGCGUUUGUGUCGAAGUUCGGGGAUGCUAUUAAUGAUGAGAUUGUGACGGCUUUUACGGAGAGUUUGAAGUGGAUUUGGAUUGUUUUUGCGAUUUUGUCGGGAGUCGGGUUUGCAUUGACGUUCGUGGAGAGGCAGGUCAAGUUGAGGAAGGAGUUGGAUACGGAGUUUGGACUGAAGAGGAAGAGGGGGAGUGGGAGUGGGUGGCGGACGCCCGCUGUGGAGAAGGAGGAUGUAAAGAUGGACAUAGAGAAGGGGGUUGAGGCUGUUUAAGUGCUGGAAGCGGCUAGUUUGUU